AUGGAAAAGGAGAUUCGGAGAUUGAUAUCGGGAAACGGAAAAGCUGAAGUGGGGGGUAGGGGAUAUGAUAUAGGAGAAGAUGAUUGGGUCAAAAACAGCAAAUUACAGAAAGCUGGAAAUUCAACAAGCAGUCAGAGCAAUGAGCAGCCUAACGCAGAAAUUGACAUUCCCCAUCUGGGACAAAGCUAUGAGCAGCCAACAGGGUUGUUCAUCAACAACGAGUACGUGAAGGCACGGUCGGGCAAGACGUUUGACGUCAUUACACCGAUCACGGAGGACAAAUUGUGCACAUUGCAGCAGGCAGGUGCAGAGGACGUGGACUACGCGGUGCAGUGUGCGUCGAAGGCGUUCCCCAAGUGGAGGGACACGAAGCCGGAGGUCCGGGCAAGGAUCUUGUACAAGACGGCGGAGUUGAUGGACCAGCAAAGAGAGUUGUUGGCCCGGAUCGAGUCGCUUGACAAUGGAAAGUCCUUGCAGUGUGCCCGGUUCGAUGUCAACUUGGUCGUGGAGUACUUGCGGUCGUGUGCGGGCUACUGCGACAAGGUGGACGGCCGGACCAUGGAGACCGGCCCCGAGUACUUGACGUACACCAAGAGGGAGCCCUUGGGAGUGUGUGGUGCAAUUACGCCCUGGAAUUUCCCACUUCUCAUGUUUUCCUGGAAGGUGGGCCCCUCGUUGGCCACGGGAAACUGCAUGGUCAUCAAGCCGGCCAGUGCCACGCCCUUGAGCAACUUGUACGCGGCCUCCUUGUUCAAGCAGGCCGGACUUCCCGCCGGAGUCUUGGCCGUGAUCCCGGGAAGCGGCAGAACCUGCGGAAACGCCAUCUUGCAGCACCCAAAGAUCAGAAAAGUCGCCUUCACGGGCUCCACGUCCGUCGGAAAGAACAUCAUGAAGGGUGCAGCCGACACGAUCAAGAAAGUCACGUUGGAGUUGGGCGGAAAAUCGCCAAACAUCGUUUUCCAGGACUGCGACGUCCAGAAAACCAUCCAGAACUUGAUCACGGGCAUCUUCUUCAACGGCGGUGAGGUGUGCUGCGCCGGAAGCCGGAUCUACAUCCAGGCCACCGACGAAAAGUGGUACCGGGACUUCCUCGGCAAGUUCAAGGCGGCCGUCGAAGCCUUGAAGGUCGGAAACCCCUUCCAGGAGGGCAUUUACCAGGGCGCACAGUCCACACCUGACCAGUUCCAGACCGUCUUGGACUACCUGGACAUCGCCAAGAAGACUGGUCUCAAGUGCUUGACCGGGGGCCGCAGAAUCGGCACAAAGGGCUUCUUUGUCCAGCCCACCGUGUUCUACGACGUGCCCCAGGACUCCCAGUUGACCAAGGAGGAGAUCUUCGGCCCCGUCGCCGUUGUUUUGCCCUUCAAGACGAUCGAUGAGCUCGUGGAGAAGGCCAACGACUCCGAAUACGGCUUGGGAUCCGGUGUCCACACCACAGAUCUCGAUAAGGCCAUCUACGUGUCCAACAGACUCGAGGCCGGCUCUGUCUGGGUCAACACCUACAACGAUCUCCAGCAGAAUUCGCCUUUCGGUGGCUUCAAGCAGUCCGGAAUUGGUCGUGAGAUGGGUGCCGAGGCUUUGAGCAAUUACACCCAGGUCAAGUGUGUCCGGAUCAAGAUCCAGAAGCCCGAGCUCUGA
Brettanomyces bruxellensis is the source of this 1638-nucleotide messenger RNA. RefSeq lists its product as uncharacterized. The coding region runs from base 1 to 1638 and encodes 545 amino acids. Gene Ontology annotation, molecular function: aldehyde dehydrogenase (NAD+) activity. The record is from RefSeq and is a predicted model, not a curated record. The transcript is spliced from 2 exons. Lineage: Eukaryota; Fungi; Ascomycota; Pichiomycetes; Pichiales; Pichiaceae.